Molecule: messenger RNA, 960 nt
Organism: Quercus robur (English oak)
Lineage: Eukaryota; Viridiplantae; Streptophyta; Magnoliopsida; Fagales; Fagaceae
Product: F-box/kelch-repeat protein At3g06240-like
Exons: 2
Coding region: 1-960 (319 amino acids)
Source: RefSeq, a predicted model, not a curated record
AUGUGUAAUGGCCUGCUCUGCCUUGCCGAUGAUGAUAUACUCACAGACACUAAUAAAUUCUUUGUGUGGAACCCUUGUGUUAGAAAGUUUCUCAAACUUCCUGAUCCCAAUAUUACCUCCUUCACAUUGGGUGAGUUCACUGCCUCUAUUGGUUUUGGAUUUGAUCCCAAAACUAAUGACUAUAAAGUGGUGAUGGUCGCGACCAUACUGCAUAGACUUCACCAUAGUAGGUCUAGACCCAUGGUCGCGGUUUAUUCACUUUCCACUGGUAAAUGGAGAAUGUUUAAGGAUCAUGUUGUUCCCACAUGUGCUGUACGUGGUCGUGAACCUCAAGCAUUUGUCAAUGGGGCUUUGCAUUGGCUGGCUUGGAAGAGGACUAAUGAUCGCAAAUUUCAUCCUUUUGUUUUGGUGCUCGAUUUGGGUGACGAGAUCUUCCGUGAAAUAUCACUGCCAGAAUUUCCAGGUUAUACCCGUGAAAGUGUAGAGGCAUUGGGCAUUUCUGUUUCCGUGUAUGGGAAUUCUAUCGCCUUGUUUCACAACGGAUACUUUAGUUUUGAAAGGCAGCAUUUUAAUGGUUGUCUCAACAUAUGGGUGAUGAAAGAGUAUGGUGUGGCUUCAUCAUGGACAAAAGUUUUAACUACAAUUGAUCAAGAUCCUGGAGGGGGCGUACCAAGAGCAUUAGGUUUUAAGAGGAAUGGUGAGGUUGUAUUGCUAAAGGAUGUUGGACAGAUCAUCUUGUGGAAUCCAGAGAGCCAGAAUAGUAAGCAUCUUAGGAUUACUGGAUAUCAGUAUACUUUUGUUGGUUCUUAUGUUGAGAGUCUAGUUUUUCUAGACAAAUCCACCAAAGGAACAUGGUUUCCUUCUUCUGGAUUUGUUGAGCUGAUUGAUUUGUUACAUGGUCUCAAUUCUCCUGUUGAUAUUACUACUCUUAGAAGUCAAAUUGCUAGUUUCCAUGUCUAA